This is a messenger RNA of Helianthus annuus (common sunflower), 1514 nucleotides long. RefSeq names its product protein CANDIDATE G-PROTEIN COUPLED RECEPTOR 2. Lineage: Eukaryota; Viridiplantae; Streptophyta; Magnoliopsida; Asterales; Asteraceae. Gene Ontology annotation, cellular component: plasma membrane. The transcript has 6 exons. Gene Ontology annotation, molecular function: G protein-coupled receptor activity. Gene Ontology annotation, biological process: G protein-coupled receptor signaling pathway. The record is from RefSeq and is a predicted model, not a curated record. Bases 205 to 1098 code for a protein of 297 amino acids.
UUUUUAGAUUCAUCAUCGGUAGAAACAUAAACAAUCCGUACGUCAACUACCAAGCUCGACAAUUUCAACACAGGGCACAAAUUAGGGUUUCUUGGGUGCAAAAUCGAAGACACUCCGAUCGAUUAAACGCGACACAAAAUUAGGGUUUCAACAUCAUUGAUGCUGCUAAUUGUCAAUCUAUUGUUUCUGUAGCAUGUAGAAGAUAUGGUGAACAAUCAAAGCGAAUAUUUACCUCCAGCAGGAGACAUAAUCGACACCAAUCAUCAUGAUCCAUUAUCAUCAUCAUUAAGUGAGUACAAAUGCCACGGGUUAUGGUACACCGCCAUUCUAUCCAUCCCUGCGGUAUUAUUUGUACUGUAUUUAGGGUUUCAUCUGAAAAAGAACAUCAAGAAGCUCCGUCAUCGUCGCUCACAUGUUAUGAUCACUUACUAUGUUCUUCUUUGGUUCUCUGCUACUCUUAAUCUCGCAUGGUGUUCUCUUCAGGUAUGGCAGUGCGUUCCUGGUAAGGAAUUAUCUUGGAACUUGUUGUCAUUGCUCACAGCAUUGGGAACACUAUGUUUAGAGAUUAGCUUGGUAGCCUUCUUAUUGCAAGAAAGUUAUGCGAGCGGGCUGGAAGCAUUAGCUCACACAUUCAUUAUUUCAGGGCUCAUUGUUGGAGCAGACAUACUUUUAAAGGCAAUUUGUGUGUUUGGAUUCCACAUUCCACUUUUCAUGGAUGGCGAAACCACCCAUAUAGGGAAAUGGGGCUUGUGGACAGUUGAUAAGCUAUUGCUGACAUGUACAUAUGGUUAUAUACUUUUUGUGCAUUACUCAACGUGGAGAGAUAAGCUACCUCCUAGGCCAGCAUUUUACAAUUACGUUGUUGUCAUGUUUGUGAUUACUGGGAUAGCGUUAUCUGGUUGUGGGCUUGCUGCAAUUGGUGUGGGAUUCGGACAUUGGCUGUAUAGUUUGGUUGUUAUCUGCUACCACACUUUCUAUCUUCCCUUUGUUUAUAUAACUUUCCUAGCAGAUUUCUUUCAGGAGGAAGAUUUGCUUUUGGAUAAUGCAUACUACUCUGAGAUGAAGGAUGCUGGGUUUUUCGAUUCUGAUUUGGAAUAAAUGUAAAUGAUUAUUGUCACUCAACUUUGUUUGGCAUGAUAUAAUCAGACUUCAUUUGAUCUGCUUUGGUUAAAAGUAAUCUUGGGACAACUAGAUGUCGCAUUUUCCCUCUUAGCAUACGGCAUUAACUUCAGGACGCCUACCAACCGGAUCGGGCACGAAGAAGGUAGGCACUGAAAGUGAUCUUGAUGAAUGCUUGUUGGAUAGAGCAACAUUCAUUCCCAUCCUUUGGUUGUCCCUGGUUGGUCGACUUUGUUCUUUACUAUGCGGGUCUAGUUCAACCUCAUAAGUAGUGGCAAAUUUCAAUUCAUUUACCGGGUUGAUUUGGGUUGUAUUUCUCUUUAUCGAGUGAAAUCUGUUAAAAUAUUAGAACUUAGCCACAAAUAUAAUGGGCAGAAUGAUUUGACUUGAUUAAA